AUGGAAUCGGUGGCAAACGCGAACGGGGAGGAACCGACUUCGUGGGAUGAACUAUACAACAUCAAUUUGAUGCCUUCCGAGUUGUUCUUCAAGUUCCGAAAAGAGCUUCAGGGCGUUCGAGUUGGUCUCAACAUGGAGUUCUACAAUGCCCCAGUCAAUGAAUAUCAAGCAAAGCUUGUAUUGAAGCCUUUAACACCUGAAUGGAAGUGGAAGAUAAUUUAUGAGCCCCUUCAUCAUGAUGUUCGCAUUCUGUCAAAAAAGAUCCCCAUCACCAAAUUUCUUAAUCUUCAGGUUGGUAUAGGACAUAAUUUUCAAGUGCAUGCUACUGGUUGGAAAUGGAAGCUCACCACAUGUUUGGGUGGAGAUGGUGUAUCCCGAAUCAGAAACAAGACAUCAGUUGGCUUGUGUCCUGGUUUUGACUUGCGGUUUGGAUGGAGGGCGGACUAUGUUCUUCCUGAAAUUACUGGGGCUCUGGGUACUAAUGAGCCACUGUUCAACAUGCACUCAGGACGACUACAAGCAUCACUAGAUAGAGUUGAGGCCAUCUUAACCCACAGUGAUGAUGCUUGA
Molecule: messenger RNA, 570 nt
Organism: Sphenostylis stenocarpa
Lineage: Eukaryota; Viridiplantae; Streptophyta; Magnoliopsida; Fabales; Fabaceae
Source: the annotation of a GenBank genome assembly